CGCGGGGUUGCGGUCUCCUAGGGCAGGUGCCGCGGGCUGCGGGCAGGUGGCGGCGCGGCGCGGGCUGGCGGUGGCUCCACGACCUGCUGAAACUCAGCCUGCUGGGACGGGUCUGCUUUCCCCCUUCUUGUUUCUGCCAUGGAAGCGUGUGGACAGCCCCAUUCAUGAUGACAUGUGACACUACUGGCUUUCCCCGGCAGUCACACCCCCUGACCCAGGGCCUGCCAGCUUGGCAAUUGCUUCUCCAUUCUUGAUGUUCCUAAUCCCCAUGAAUCCACAACCAUAACCAUGGCCACGCGGGUCGAGGUGGGCUCCAUAACGCCCUUGACGGCCGUGCCAGGCCUGGGUGAGAUUGGCAAGGAGGAGACCCUGACGAGGACCUACUUCCUCCAGGCUGGCGAGGCCUCUGGGGCUCCCCCAGCCCGGAUCUUGGAAGCGAAGAGCCCGCUGCGGAGCCCGGCCCGCUUACUCCCUCUGCCAAGGCUCGCCCCCAAACCCUUCUCGAAGGAGCAGGAUGUGAAAUCUCCUGUGCCGUCUCUGCGGCCCAGUUCAACUGGACCUUCUCCCUCUGGGGGGCUCUCUGAGGAGCCAGCAGCAAAGGAUCUGGACAACAGGAUGCCCAGCUUGGUGGGGCAGGAGGUGGGCAGUGGGGAGGGCCCGAGGACGAGCUCGCCCCUCUUCAACAAGGCUGUGUUCCUGCGGCCCAGCUCCAACACCAUGAUUCUCUUCGAAACCACCAAAAGCGGCCCCGCUCUGGGGAAGGCGGUCAGUGAGGGAGCUGAGGAGGCCAAGCCAGGUGUGUCCAGCUCCCGGCCUGAGGUGGCUGCCAAGCCCACCCUGCCCACCCGAAAGCCUGCGGGGACCCUUCCCCGGUCAGCUCCCCUGUCUCAGGACACAAAGCCACCUGUACCCCAAGAGGAGGCAGGCCAAGGCCAUCCUCCCUCAAAGGCCGGCAGUGUGGAGGACACGGCACACCCUGUUGUGGAGCCCAGGCCUCGCCUGAAGAGAAGGCCCGUGUCUGCCAUUUUCACGGAGUCCAUUCAGCCUCAGAAGCCAGGCCCUGGCGCAGCGGCCACAGUGGGCAAAGUGCCACCCGCCCCUCCCGAGAAGACGUGGGUGAGGAAGCCCAGGCCCUUGUCCAUGGACCUCACGGCCCGGUUUGAGAACAAAGAGGCCUUACUGAGGAAGGUGGCCGAUGAAGGAAGUGGAGCCACAGCAGGGGACAUGGCUGGGCUAGAGAGGCCCAGAGCAGCGUCCAAGCUGGACAGGGAGUGUUUGGUCAAGGCGGAGGCUCCUCUUCAUGAUCCUGAUUUGGACUUCCUGGAGGUGGCCAAGAAAAUCCGUGAACGGAAGGAGAAGAUGCUUUCGAAGCCGGAGACGGGCAGCCUCAGAGCCCUGGGGGGCUCAGCCGGGAUCACCCCCAGCAAUGACCAGAGUCCCUGGGAAGAAAAGGCCAAGCUGGACCCAGAGCCAGAGAAGGCUGCUGAGUCCCCCUCACCCAGGCUGGGAAGGGGCCUAGAACUUGCUGAGGUUAAGAGCAGAGUGGCGGAUGGAGAGGCCCCGGCAGGAGAGUGGGCCUCUAGGAGGAGUGUUAGGAAGUGCAUCAGCCUGCUUCGGGAGGACAGCGCCUUGGCAGUGGGGUCUGAAUCCCCCCUGGCCACCCCUGCAUCCCCAUCAGUGGCACCAGAGCCGGAGAAAGGGGUUGUGAGCGUCCAGGAACGGAUCAGAGGCUGGACUGCCGAGAGCUCCGAGGCUAAGCCCGAGGUCAGGAGGAGGACGUUCCAGGCUCGGCCGCUGUCGGCGGAUUUGACCAAAUUGUUUUCAAGUUCAGCUUCAAGCAACGAAGUCAAAUAUGAUAAGAGUGCUGAGCUGAGUGGCGAGUUUCCUAAGGAACGGAGAGAAAAGCAAAAGGAGGGGCACGGUUUGGAUGGAGCAUGCAUCCCGAGAAGCCCCUGGAAGCCUGGGACACUCCGGGAGAAGUCCAGGCAGACAGAGCAGAAGGUUAGCUCUAACCAAGACCCCGACACCUGUCGUGGUGGAAGCUCAGUGGAGGCCCUGUGCCCUUCUGACGUCACUCCAGAGGAUGACCGGAGCUUCCAGACUGUGUGGGCCACAGUGUUUGAGCACCACGUGGAGAGACACACAGUGGCUGACCAGUCGGGACGUUGUCUUUCCACCACACCCCCUGGUGACACGGCCGAUGCCCGUGUCUCAGAACCCAGGCCGAGGCCUGAGAUGGGCUCUUGGCUGGGCAGGGACCCACCAGACAUGACAAAACUCAAGAAAGAGAACUCCAGAGGGUUUGACAAUCCCGAGACAGAGAAAUUGGGACCAACCACCCUUUUGAACGGUGAACUGAGACCAUAUCACACGCCUCUCCGGGACAAAUACCCUUUGGCUGAAAACCGCAAUAAUAACACCUUCCUCAAACACUUGGAAAAUCCUCCCACAUCCCAGAGAAUUGAGCCCAGAUACGACAUUGUGCAUGCAGUGGGAGAGCGUGUGCACAGCGAGGCCAUCUCACCGGCACCGGAGGAGAAAGCGGUCACGCUUCGCAGCCGCAGGUCUUGGCUCUCACUGAAGGACAGGCAGCUGUCCCAGGAGGUCACCCCUGCUGACCUGGAGUGUGGUUUGGAAGGUCAGGCAGGGUCCGUCCAAAGGGCCAGUUUGAUUUGGGAAGCUCGAGGCAUGCCUGAGGCUAGUGGGCCGAAGUUUGGGGGCAAUUGCCCGUCGCCCAAAUGGACAGACGGGGCAGUGGUGAGCUCACACAAAGCCACCGUGGUGGUCAGUGAAGAGCACUGUGCUCCCGGGGCCACCUCCAUCAGGGCUAUCAAGGCUGCCAUCUGGGAAAGCCAGCAUGAGGGGCCAGAGGGGGCCAGAAGCAAGCCAGGAGUCGGAGCAAGAGGCCCACCCCAGGGAUGCCCCCUCGAUCCUCCUUCCAGGGCUACGAAUGGGCCUUCUGACUCCCACGCACGAACACAUCCAGAUGCAUUUGCUGUGCAGAAAGGGCCCUUCGUUGUAGCUGCCAGGGAGGGUGACCCAGGGCCGGCCCAGGUGCCACAGCCUGCAGUCAGAAUGCGGAAAGCCAGCCCCAGGGACCAGAGAAUGGACAGAUGGCGGCGGCGGACUUUACCCCCCAACGUGAAAUUUGAUACAUUCAGUUCUCUCGUCCCAGAGGACUCUCUACAUGUGGGGCACAGGCGAACAGAUUAUGUGAGCCCCACAGCCAGUGCCUUAAGAAAACCUCAACUAUCCCACUACAGGGUGGAGACCCAGGAGGUAAACCCAGGCGCUUCACGGGACCAGACCUCCCCAGCAGUGAAGCAAGGGUCACCUGUGGAACCCAAGGCGACAUUUUUUGCAGUCACCUAUCAGAUUCCCAAUACUCAAAAGGCAAAGGGUGUGGUUCUGUCAGGAGCUGAAAGCUUGCUGGAACAUUCUAGAAAAAUCACUCCACCCUCAUCUCCUCAUUCUUUAACAUCCACUUUGGUUUCUCUUGGUCAUGAAGAGGCAUUGGAGAUGGCAGGCAGUAAAAACUGGACAAAGGGACGAGAGCAUGAAAAUGCAAGCAUUUUAAAAACUCUGAAGCCACCAGACCGUCCAUCAUCUCUUGGGGCCAGGAGUCUGGACCCUUUCAAUGGAAGAAUCAUUGAUGUGGAUGCCUUAUGGAGUCAUCGGGGAUCAGAAGAUGGCCCUCGUCCUCAAAACGAUCGGAAGGAAAGUGCGAACAAGAUGUCCCCCAGCGGUGGAGCUCCCCAAACCACCCCGACUCUGAGGAGUCGUCCAAAAGAUCUCCCUGUGAGAAGGAAGACUGAUGUGAUCAGUGAGACGUUCCCAGGUAAAAUCAGAGACGGCUACAGAUCCAGUGUUCUUGACAUUGAUGCCCUGAUGGCUGAGUACCAGGAGCUGUCGCUGAAAGUCCCUGGGGAGGCUCAGGAGAGGAGGAGGAGUCCCACCUCGGAGCCCAGUACGUUGCCUCGGGAGAGGCCUGUUCAGCCAGGUGGGCUGGAGCAGAGAAGGAGGAGCCUGAAGGAGAUGACCGAUACCGGGGGUCUCUGGAAACCGGCCAGCUCUGCCGAAAUAAACCACAGUUUCACUCCUGGCUUAGGCAAGCAGCUGGCAGAGACCUCGGAGACAGCCAUGGGCACCAAAUCUAGCCCUCUCUUCUGGGCUCUGCCACCCUCGGCUCCUUCUGAAAAGUAUCCAGGGGGCUCUCCUGUACCUGCGGAUCCCAGGAAAAAAAUGGGGUUCACUGAGGAUGACAGAAAGGCCUUUGCCAGUAAACAUCAUGUUGCAAAGUGUCAGAAUUACCCGGCUGAGUCAAAGCCCUCUGCUCGGGAGGAUCCAGGCAGUGGGGUCAGAGUGUCACCCAAAUCGCCCCCCACUGACCAGAAGAAAGGGACCCCAAGGAAAUUCACCGGGCGGGGAGAGGAGGGCAGUGUGGCCCAGUGGAGUGACCACCCACGUGACUGUGGACGGGUGCUGCUGGAUAUCAAGAGGGCCUACUCAGAGAAGGGGCCCCCUGCCAACAUCCGAGAGGGCCUGUCCAUCAUGCAUGAAGCCAGAGAGAGGAGGCGAGAGCAGCCCAAAGGGAGGCCCAGCCUUACUGGAGAGAAUUUGGAGGCCAAAAUGGGACCCUGUUGGUGGGAGUCAGGGACUGGAGACAGUCACAAGGUGCUGCCACGGGACCUGGAGAAGGAAGAUGCCCCCCAGGAGAAGGAGCGACCGCUCCAGCAGGUGUCCCCUGUGGCUUCGGUUCCCCGGAGAAGCCACAGCUUCUGCAAGGACAGGAGGAGCGGGCCCUUUGUGGACCAGCUGAAGCAAUGUUUCUCCCGGCGGCCUGCUGAACCCAAGGACACUGACACCCUCGUGCACGAAGCCGGCAGCCAGUAUGGGACGUGGACAGAGCAGUGCCAGAGCGGGGAGAGCUUGGCCACUGAGUCCCCAGAUAGCAGUGCCACAUCGACAAGGAAACAGCCCCCCAGCAGCCGUUUGUCUUCUCUGUCCUCCCAAACGGAGCCCACCUCGGCCGGGGACCAGUAUGACUGCUCCAGGGACCAGCGGAGCACCAGCGUGGACCACUCCAGCACUGACCUGGAAUCCACCGAUGGGAUGGAGGGGCCGCCCGCACCGGACGCCUGCCCUGAAAAGAGAGUGGAUGACUUCUCCUUCAUCGAUCAAACCUCAGUCCUCGACUCAAGUGCCCUCAAGACCCGGGUGCAGCUCAGCAAGAGAAGCCGCCGCCGGGCCCCCAUCUCCCACUCCCUCCGGCGCAGCCGAUUCAGUGAGUCCGAGAGCAGAUCACCUUUGGAGGAUGAGACUGACAACAUGUGGAUGUUCAAAGACUCAACGGAAGAGAAAUCACCCAGGAAGGAAGAGUCAGAUGAGGAGGAGAAGCUAUCCAAAGCUGAGAGGACCCCCGUCAGCCAUCCUCAGAGGAUGCCCGCGUUUCCAGGCAUGGAUCCGGCAGUGCUAAAGGCUCAGCUGCACAAGAGGCCAGAAGUGGACAGUCCUGGCGAGACCCCCAGCUGGGCACCCCAGCCCAAGAGCCCCAAGUCCCCCUUCCAGCCUGGGGUGCUGGGCAGUCGCGUGCUGCCUUCCAGCAUGGACAAGGAUGAGAGGUCGGAUGAACCCUCUCCCCAGUGGCUAAAGGAAUUGAAAUCCAAGAAGAGGCAAAGUCUUUAUGAGAACCAAGUUUGACCAGGCAGGGAACACUGCCACGUCUACGUAACAGAAGCCUUAACCAUCAGAACCUGCAGACGAGGCCGAGCUGCUGCCAUUUCUUCCUGCACAAUGCUUACGUGCCUGGGCCCUUCCCAUUGGAUUGAGAAUGCUAUCCAGUGCCCCUGUCCUCGCCAGUCUCUCUCUGGAUCCAGACGGGAAGACCCAACCUCCAGGAGCACUCGCUCAUCUCCCCAGACAGCACUUCAGGCUGGGAAAGGAGCCAGGCUGCCCAGAAAUGUCCAUGUGGGUGGUUUUGCUUUUUAUGUAAAACUUUGCAUUUCUACCUAUUUUAGACACCUUCAUCAGCUCCAAGAACAUCAGCGUGAUGCUGGAAUUGUCUCCCCAGGUUCUGAAAAACACCUGAAUUUGUGAAAGCACCUCCUCACCCGACCCCAGGGCAGGUCUUUUUUUGGAAGGAUAUUUCCAAGGAAGAUCAAACUGUUCAUUUCCUGCUGUAGUCUCGGUGCAGGGUAUUACCGCUGGGUUGAGGUUUCUUAUUCUUUUUUUUGGUGAGUUCCCCCUUCCCCUCGAGGAAUCAGCAGUUCCAAUUUUUAAACAUACUCUCCCUGAUUAUGUGUAUUUCUCUUUCUAGUGGGGCUGUGUGCAUCGUUGGCCUAUGUUAUUGUAUGUCAUUUUUGUUUGCUUUAGAAGGUGAUAAAGCAAUAAUUCAGCUAAUUUUCUUUGAAACUUGAUAGUUAUGUAUGUGUUUACGUUAAAGGACAGGAGGAAAGAUGUGGGAAUAAUUUGUUCUGAAGUAUCCAGUCACCUCAGGUUAUCUUAUCCCUAUCCAAGCUGUUUAGAAGUUAUAAUUGUCACUCUUGUAUUUAUUUCCAUGGCUUCUUUUCAUUUGAGCUCUGGUUUCGGUAGGGUGACCUUUGCCCCUUGGCCUUAAGGGUUCAUAAACUGCAGCCCAAGUGGUGGUGCCUUUGCCACUGAAUCAUCAGACCUGCCCUAGGAAUCUUUUUCUCCAGAGUCUUCUUUGAACAUGACCUGGGCUGGGCUGCUGGCAUGGAGGAGUUGGUCCAAACUGGCCUCAGAACAGAUGCAUGAAUGAAGGGUACUUUUUGCUUUUGCUCACCUCAUUUUCCCCCAUCUUUCUCGAUGAAUCCAUUAUUUGCAAAUGCUGUCAAAACAUGCUUCCCUUCUCCCUGGCUACCUCUCAGGAGUUCAUUUGUCUCUCUAUCUCAGCUUCCUCCCUCAUCUUCCUUUACCCCUCUUCACUGUCUUAGUGGGUGGAUGGGCGUGGAUAGAAGUCCUGUUUCUUUAGGUUAGGAUAAACACCUGGGCCCUGGUGAGGCAGUUGCUGUUCAGCACCAGGGACAGCAACUGCAGGGCUGUGAGGCAGGAGCCCACCUUGUGUCCUGUUCAAUGAGCUUUGGUUACUGAUGAGCAAUUGCCAGACCAUGUCACCCACCCAGCCUUUUACACCUGGGAGCCUCAUGCAUCUGGGUUUGGGAGUUUGGCCCUGCUGAUGAUAGUUUGUUGUCUCUUCAUUCCCUGAAUUAGUCAUCAGUUCUCUGUGGCCAUUUGGGGAUUCAUGCCUGCAACUGCUUCAGCUGAAUUCUUUUUUAAAGAUCCAGUUUAUGUUUUAUAAUAAUUUUGAUCUUAUGGCUUUCAAAGUCAAUAGGAUCCCCUUUAAAAAUACCCUGCUAGUGUUUUGUUUUGUUUUGUUUUGUUUUUCUGAGACAAGGUCUUACUCUGUUGCUCAAACUGGAGUGGAGUGGCACGAUCAUAGCUCACUGCAGCCUCUAACACCUAGGCCCAAGUGAUUCUCCCACCUCAGCCUCCCAAGUAGCUGGGACUACAGGUGUAUGCUACCAUGACCAGCUAAUUUUUAAAUAUUUUUGUAGAGACAAGGGUCUUACCAUGUUGCCCAGGCUGGUCUCGAACUUCUGGGCUCAAGCAGUUCUCCCCGCUCAGCCUCCCAAAGUGCUUGGAUUACAGAUGUGAGCCACCACACCUGGCCUAAAACACAUUCCUAGUCUUUUGAUCCUGACUUCUUAUCUUGGCUGCUGUCUGUCUUUCCUUCAGGUGGAAAGGACCCCUUGGUACCAUCUCAAGCAGUAGGAAAGGACCUGCUCUUACAUAUAUUGAUGGUCCUCAUGCAAAACUCUCAAUUCUCAAUUAGUCAUGUCUCAGCUCAAGGAUAUCAGACAGGAAUGAAACACACUUGAAAAUGAGAUUGACCUGGAGAUUUUUUUUUCCGUAAUCUCUCAUACCUUAAUUGGAAAAAUAAUGAAUUUAAUUCUAUGUUAAUUAGGAUAUACAAAGUUCACGCUCCUUGAAAGUGACUAGGGCAAGCCCUGAAAAUCUUCCUCAUCCCCUUUUAUUUUUCUAUAACCUUGUCUCCUCCAGCACCACAGGGCAGACAAUCACAGUGGGUCAAGAGCAACCCUCUUUCAUGCGGGCUCCGCCAUGACCUCUGAGUCCUGCUUAUGAUCAGUGCGAUGAAGUUAGAAGUAACUGAUGAUUGGGAGCCUUUGCAGAUAGCUGGGCAAAUGGGUGAUUUACUUAGCCCCAUUCUAAAUGGAGUGAGCUCUCUUUGAGGCUAAGCAAGGGGGCAUUGUAUGCUGGUUUCUAGACUUUGCCUGGAGACCCCUUUGGAAAUCCGUCAUCUUCUUUUUAAACUCACUUAAUACGCCUUAAUCAUCUGUGUGCAAUGGAGUCAUCCGCUCCUCAUCUAACCCUCCUCCCCUGGGGCUUUGGCUGUCCUCAAUGAGAGUUUCAUGCAGAAUGGAAAAUCCUCUAUAUGUACAAUCUCUCUCUCCCUCAUUUCUCUUCCUCCUCACCUCCACCACCCCUUUGCACAUCAGCAUUUUGACAGCUGGUCUUUUGAGAAGCCUGUAUCUUUUUCCUCUUCAGUGGAUACCCUUCUUCAUGGUCCUUUGCCUAAUGAAACAGAGGCCUUUGGCCUUUGAAAAUCCAUGACAAGGCCUCAGAAAUCAGUAUUGUGGAGGAUUACUCCAUGCCACCAGAGAAACUGGUGAAAGAGAAACCUCGUGGUCUUUAGGAUGUUGGGAUUUUGAGUGAACCUGACCUGAUAGCCUCAGGAUUCAGGGACAGGACAAUCAGAUGGCAGUGUUUUCCAGGGAGACGAGCCAAAUCACGUGGUUUCAGACAAUUGUGUUUGCCUUUGUGCCUCCCUGGAAGGGAGGCCAACUUAAGGGUAUCACCAAGAAGCCAGAAGAGAAAUAGGCAUGAGCCUGUGGUUUUAAACUUUACAGGCUGGGCGAGGGAUUUAGAAAGACCCUUAGCAUGAUUUUCCUAAAAGAGACCUCAGCUGCUCUGACCUGGUGUUGACAGCUGCUUUGUCGAUCUAUGCUUUAAAUUUUUUCUUUAUAAUAUGCCCCCAGAUGGCUCCUGGAACUAGUCAUAAUUGCAAACUAUAAAAAUCCCUCCUCCCCAGUGUAGAUAUUUAAACCAGAAUAAGUGAUGGGGAGACAUUCUGUGGUCUCUGAAUGUGCCUUCCCCCUCACCGUGUGUUAAAACACAAAAGCCGAAGUUCCAUGGCGUCAUGAUUCCAAGGGGCUGGAGGGAUAGGACCCACUCCACAUCUGAAGAGGAUCUGCUUUGGGCUCGGUCCCCUUAGCGAGUGGGGAACCCUUGCUGUGUGCUGAGAGGCUGCUAGGACUCACCCAAUUGGAAUUCUGGGCAGGCUCGGGAAGUUUAGAGCCACGUAGAAAGCUGGUAGGCAUGAAUGUGCCAGGUCUUUGCCAGCCUGCGUCUCCUUUUGCACCCCCCAAUCCAGAGUUUUCUUUCUUUUGACUAAAUUGGCUCCUGCAGGGGGAAGGGCAGAAAGCUAGGCCCUCUGCUCUGGAAAGUCGGCCUGAGGUUUCUGGCAAGUUAACCCUUAAAAUCGACACCCCUCAGCCCACCCUCCCCUUUGGCCUUCCCAGAGUCUCCUUCAGUGGUUGCUCUCACACCUGUGCCAUAACAUCAUCUUCCAUGACUUGGACGGGCACUUCCUUGACAAUCCCUGUUGGCAUCACACCGGCUACAAAUUACGCUGUUUUCUAGAGAAUUUGAACUUUUUUUUUUCUUUUCUUGAGACACGGUCUUGCUCUGUUGGCCAGGCUGGAAUGCAGUGGCACAAUCAUGGCUCACUCCAGCCUCCAACUCCUGGGCUCAAGCAAUCCUCCCAUCUCCACCUCCAGAGUAGCCUAGAUGACAGGCGCACACCACCGUGCCCAGCUGAUUUUUUAAAUCUGUUUUGUAGAAACAGGAUCUCGCUAUAUUGCCCAAGCUGGUCUUAAACUUGGUCUCAAGCGAUCCUACUGCCUCAGCCUCCCAAAGUGCUGGGAUUACAGGCCUGAGCCACCAUGCCCAGCUGAAUUUGAGCUUUUUAAUAAUCUCAUUCCACAUAGCCUUAUAGAUCCUGUAAAUAGGGGGGGUCACAAAGGUAAUAUAUUGUGUUAUGGAAGAUAAUUUUCUACUGUGCUGUUUCCUAAAUCAUACCAAUAUCCUAAAGUCAUGCACUUCCCAGAUGAUUGUGAUCCUCAGAAUGCUUUGUAAGAUGGGGUGGGGCUUGGAAAUAGAUAUAUACACACACAGAGACACACACACACACAAGUAUAGUAUAUAUUUUCCUAACCUUUCUUCUGGGUCCUUCCUCAGAUCUUUGAGUCACGAUAGAAAAGGAGCUUGAGUUCUUUGUGUAGGAAAGUUAAGCUUCCUGCCUGCGGUGUUCUUGCAAUUGCCUUAGGAAUUCACAAGCUCUAGGAGUUCUGAACGGAAGGCAGACGAGAGGCACUUUAUCCAAUCCCAGAAAGAAUCUCUAACUGUGUGACUGAGAAGUCAUCUAGAAAAACUUAUAUUUUUAAUGUAAAAACAAAUGGGGCUUACCAGACCUCACAGAGUAUUGGACGUCUACAAGUGCUUUUAUAUUUUGUAACUGUAAAGAAGUUUCAUAUGCACAGAAGAGCAGUUGGAAAUCUGGUCGACUGCAAUAAAACAAGAUGACCUUUGCAUGUACAAAGAUGUUGCAUUCAGACUAUGAAAAUAGCAAAUAAAGCUUUGGUGCAAGUUGCAUUGGAGAA
Messenger RNA from Nomascus leucogenys (northern white-cheeked gibbon), 10760 nucleotides. The record is from RefSeq and is a predicted model, not a curated record. NCBI's taxonomy places the organism in Eukaryota, Metazoa, Chordata, Mammalia, Primates, Hylobatidae.